AUGCGCAUCAUCAAUCCGAAAACAAUUGUACAGUUCCUCGGUGGUCAGAAGGAAGAUCGUGCUGGGUAUUUAUGGAAAAGAAAAUCGGAGAACAAAAGCUCGUUCAAACGCAGAUACUUUAUCGCCUAUGGAAAUGUUCUAGCCUAUUAUGAGAAGCGGAUUGAUAAAGAACCUCUUGGUGUAUUGUUUUUGGAAAACCAUGUGAUUGAGAUGAUCGAUGAUUUGACUAUGGUUGUACGGUUUCUCACGGUGAAAGAAUUGCCCAAAGGGUAUUAUUUGCGAGGUGAUUCAACUGAUGACGUAGAGGUAGGUGCUUAUCCCACUUAA
Molecule: messenger RNA, 327 nt
Organism: Echinostoma caproni
Lineage: Eukaryota; Metazoa; Platyhelminthes; Trematoda; Plagiorchiida; Echinostomatidae
Source: the annotation of a GenBank genome assembly